AUGCCCACCCCCAGCGCCUCCUCGCCACAGCCCAAGGGCUUCAGAAGGGCCGUCUCGGAGCAGGAUGCCAAGCAGGUUGAAGCCAUCAUGUCCCCAAGGUUCAUCGGGCGGCGGCAGAGUCUCAUCGAGGACGCUCGGAAAGAGAGGGAGGCGGCAGCAGCUGCAGCGGCGGCAGCGGCAGCGGCAGUAGCCUCCUCGGAACCUGGGAACCCCCUGGAGGCUGUGGUAUUUGAGGAGCAGGAUGGGAAGGCUGUUCUCAACCUGCUCUUCUCCCUGAGGGGCACAAAACCCUCCUCACUGUCCCGGGCUGUGAAAGUAUUUGAGACAUUUGAAGCCAAAAUCCACCACUUAGAGACCCGGCCUGCCCAGAAGCCACUGGCAGGAAGUCCCCACCUGGAGUACUUUGUGCGCUUCGAGGUGCCCAGUGGAGACCUGGCCGCCCUCCUCAGUUCUGUGCGUCGGGUGUCUGACGAUGUGCGCAGUGCCAGAGAGGACAAGGUUCCCUGGUUCCCAAGGAAAGUGUCAGAAUUGGACAAGUGUCACCACCUGGUCACCAAAUUUGACCCUGACCUGGAUCUGGACCACCCGGGCUUCUCUGACCAGGUGUACCGCCAGCGCCGGAAGCUGAUUGCAGAGAUUGCCUUCCAGUACAAGCAGGGCGAACCAAUUCCCCAUGUGGAGUACACUGCAGAGGAAAUUGCUACCUGGAAAGAAGUCUAUGGCACACUGAAGGGCCUCUAUGCUACCCACGCCUGCCGGGAGCACCUAGAGGCUUUCCAGCUUCUGGAACGGUACUGCGGCUACCGAGAGGACAGCAUCCCACAGCUGGAGGACGUGUCCCGCUUCUUGAAGGAACGGACUGGCUUCCAGCUGCGACCCGUGGCCGGCCUCCUGUCUGCCCGUGAUUUUCUGGCCAGCCUGGCCUUCCGUGUGUUUCAAUGCACACAGUACAUCCGCCAUGCCUCCUCACCCAUGCACUCACCUGAGCCGGACUGCUGCCAUGAGCUGUUGGGACAUGUACCGAUGUUGGCUGACCGCACAUUUGCCCAGUUCUCCCAGGACAUUGGACUUGCCUCUCUGGGGGCCUCAGAUGAAGAAAUCGAGAAACUCUCUACGGUGUACUGGUUCACUGUGGAGUUCGGGCUGUGCAAACAGAACGGGGAGCUGAAGGCUUACGGUGCGGGACUGUUGUCCUCCUAUGGAGAGCUUCUGCACUCCCUGUCAGAAGAGCCUGAGGUCCGGGCCUUUGACCCAGACGCGGCCGCUGUGCAGCCCUACCAAGACCAGACCUACCAGCCGGUGUACUUUGUGUCUGAGAGCUUCAGUGAUGCCAAGGACAAGCUCAGGAACUAUGCCUCCCGUAUCCAGCGCCCAUUCUCGGUGAAGUUUGACCCGUACACACUGGCUGUUGAUGUUCUGGACAGUCCUCACACUAUUCGGCGCUCCUUGGAGGGGGUCCAGGAUGAGCUGCACACCUUGGUCCAUGCACUGAAUGCCAUUAGCUAA
Molecule: messenger RNA, 1506 nt
Organism: Peromyscus eremicus (cactus mouse)
Lineage: Eukaryota; Metazoa; Chordata; Mammalia; Rodentia; Cricetidae
Gene: Th
Product: tyrosine hydroxylase
Exons: 13
Coding region: 1-1506 (501 amino acids)
Biological process (GO): heart development; response to hypoxia; response to ethanol
Cellular component (GO): perikaryon; cytoplasm; axon
Molecular function (GO): tyrosine 3-monooxygenase activity; iron ion binding
Source: RefSeq, a predicted model, not a curated record